Molecule: messenger RNA, 1587 nt
Organism: Larimichthys crocea (large yellow croaker)
Lineage: Eukaryota; Metazoa; Chordata; Actinopteri; Sciaenidae
Product: serum paraoxonase/arylesterase 2
Exons: 9
Coding region: 72-1142 (356 amino acids)
Molecular function (GO): arylesterase activity
Source: RefSeq, a predicted model, not a curated record
CACGCCUCGGUUGCUGCGGUGCUCGCGCAGUUAAGAGCUGUUUGUGUAAUUGGUGUAAGCGUGAAUGCAAAAUGGGAAAGUUAGUUUUCAUCUCGAUUGUCAUAGCCGCUCUGUCGGCGCUGAUUGGAGAGAGGUUCGUCAACUUGAGGAGGAUCACCCUCGCAUCCAGAGAGCUGGUGCAGAAUCACCUCCCCAACUGUGUCACACUUAAAAAUCUGGAUUACGGUUCAGAGGAUAUCACGAUCCUGGGUAACGGGCUUGCUUUUAUCAGCACUGGUCUGAAGUAUCCUGGAUUCCCGCCUUCGGAUGCGACAUCAAAGAUCUUUGCCCUCGAUAUGAAAGAUCCUCGGAUGAAACCAAUGGAGCUGCGCAUGCCAAGAAGCUUUGAUCUGGAUUCAUUCAACGCUCAUGGCAUCAGUGUAUACAGCGAUCCUAGUGAUGGCACAGUAUACCUAUUUGUUGUCAAUCAUCCUCACCACAAAAGCCAAGUAGAGCAGUUCAAAUUUCUCGAGGAUGACUUCUCUCUGGUGCAUGUGAAAACCAUCAAACAUGAACUUCUGUACAGUGUGAAUGAUAUUGUUGCAGUGGGAGUCGAAGCCUUCUAUGCAACCAAUGAUCACUACUUUACCCAUCCAAUCUUUAAAGGGAUAGUAGAGCCUUUUCUGGCUCUGCCUUGGUCUAAUGUUAUGUACUACAGUCCUGAGGAAGUAAAAGUGGUCUCUGAAGGAUAUUACUCUGCAAAUGGCAUCAAUAUCUCACCAGACAAAGGGCAUAUAUAUGUAGCAGAUGUGUUUGACCACAAUGUGCAUGUACUGGAGCGUAAAGAAGACAAUGCAUUAGUCUCUGUGAAGUCCGUGGCUGUGGGUUCCCUUUGUGACAACAUUGAAGUUGACCCUGAAACUGGUGACCUGUGGUUAGGCUGUCACCCUAAUGCAUGGAAGCUUGUCAUGUUUGACGUCAAGGACCCACCUGGAUCAGAGGUCAUCCACAUCCAGAACAUUCAUUCUGAUCAGCCAGUUGUGACUCAAGCAUACGCUGACAAUGGUGAAGUGAUCAUAGGCUCUUCUGUAGCAGCUACCUAUGGGGGAAAGUUGCUCAUUGGGACUAUGUUCCAUAAAGCCAUAUGCUGUGAUUUGAAGUAGAUAAUCAGUGUUACACAUAUGGUUAUAAGAAGAAGAGUUUAAACAAAUAAAGAUUUACCUAUUUGCAUUGUUCUCAGUCCAACAGUGCAAUGAUAUUACAGAUCUUAAGAAAAAUGUACCCUGUUGUACUAGACAGGAUCUGAUAAGAGACCCAGAAAAUCUCUCAGCUGGUUUAAGAGUCCCUGCUGGAGGAGCUGGAGAAAGAUGGGUGGAUGCUAUUUUCCUGAUUUUAUAGCAAUGAUCCCUGGGUAUGACAGCAUAUUUGAAAAUGGUGUCAGACACAAAAGUUGAUGAACUGCCCAGAUACUUGAACCACUAAGAAAUGACUACUUUUAAAGCAAAAAAAAAAUUCUAUUAAACAUGUAAAAAAAGUUUCUAUAAUUGUUGUAUCAUGUACAUGUUUCAUGUAUUUGAAUGUGAAUAAAACCACGUGUGCUCAAACGGA